AUGAGUAAUGAAAAAGUAGAAGAAAAUAUUUCAGAACAAAAUAAUGAUGAAUAUUUAAGUCACCAUGAUACUAAUUUGUAUCCUAAACUUCAUGUAGCAAUAAGUCCAAACGGUCAGCAAGUCGCCACCUUUAACACAGUGAAUUCAUUAUCUGAAAUACGUCCAAUAAAAUGUGAUGCACUUAAUGAUAUUGACUCUUCCUCUAGAUUAGUAUGGUCUUUAGCAAUUUCCAAUCCAAUUGAUCAAAUAGAUAAUGGAGAUAUGCAUGCUGAAACAUUAAUAGCUCUUAGUUGUUUCGAUGAAAAAGAUAUGAUGUUAGGAAAAUCAAUAUCGUCAACAACUGCAUCUCUAACGUACCAACAUCAAGAUGGGGAAAAAGAAAUUCACAAUUUAUCAUAUGAAGUUAAUGAUGAAGAGAAGGCAAGGGAAUUGAUUAAAUCCAUGAAUGCAAAUUCAUGGGUAAUUUCGACAUGGCGUGAAGCAAGGAUAUCGACGGAAGUUGAUGAAUUUGGUGGAUUAAUUAGAUUUUUAGAUGAUGAUCCAUUGCACCCACAUACGGCCACCAUACUUGUCGUAAACGUUAAUGGAAUAACCAAAACUUCUUUCAAUUUGGAUAACAUUACCAUAAAAAAAACUUCAACAUGCGAUGAUUAUUCUUCAUGGUGGGAAAAAUUACCAAUUUUUCCUCAACCUGCUCCAAGACAAGAGUUAAUUUUUCCACUAAAGGUUCAAGCUGAACUUAUAAAACUCUAUCAGAACACCCCAUGUUUAGAACUAUUAAGUAGAAGUAUAGAAAACGAUUAUUUUAUUAUUGAAGAUUAUAAAGAUAGAAUGCAGGUGGUGGAAAUGUAUAAUAUGAGAACUAAUCAAUUAGAAAUGGUAUUUCAUCAAAGAGCAGAAUCUGUGGCAACUUCAUUUGGUCAUGGUAGUCCCGCUGUAGCCAUUUCAAGACAUAAAACAUUCUUAGCAUACUGUCGUGGUGCUAAUUCAAUUACCAUUUAUCUAAUGGAAAAUUCAUUGGAAAUUUCUACACAAUGUUUUCCUCAUAUUGAGAGAAUCCUUUUAUUGGAUUUUAUAAAUGAGGAUGAAUCACUCUUAAUUAUUGCACAAGAAAAAGAAAAUUCCCCCCCUUUGAUAAUUAUUUGGGAUUUAUUUAGUUAUAUGGAUAACGCUAUUAGAGUAUUACGAGAUACUAAAAAAUUAUUUCCAUUUCAACAAUAUAGAUUGGUAAGAAAUUGUGGAACUAUUUUAUUAAUUGAUAAUUCGGAUGGAAGUGUUAUUCCUAUAUUAAAUGAUCCUUUUAUCAAAAAUAUUCUUGUUCCUGCCUUUAUAUCGAAGAGAAAAUUGAUAGAACUUCGUUUACAAUAUCUUCAUGAUUCUGAGUGGGAUCAAGCUGUUUAUCAUACUGUAUUUAAUCAAAAAGGAGAAUAUUAUGAUGCCGAAUCCGAAAAAGAAAAAAAUUCUGUUAUAGUAAAUGAUAUGGAACCUUGGGUACAUAAUAAAGACUAUGGUCGUAUCUCUGCUUUUUUGGAUGAUGAAAAAACAACUCAAUUAUUCAUCGGGGAAACGUCCGUACAAGUAUGGUAUAGAAAAGAUAAAAAUUCAAAGAAAAGACUUAAAUAUAUUUGGGUUAUUCCAACGAAAGGUAUAUUAAUAAUCAAAUCAUUGGAAAUAGGAAAACGUGAAUUUAAAGUUACUCUAUCUUCACAGCCAACUCAAUCUUUUGGGGAGAAUAAUGAAGUUAUUCAUUGGCCAUUUAAAAUUAAUGCUGUUGGCGAUGCUUGUUCUGCUCUCCGUUAUUUAUAUAAGAAGAGAGAUGAUCCUGCCGGUCCAAAGAAACAACAGCAAUAUGAAAAUUUAGUUCAGACAAUCGAAACUUCGAUCAGAAAGUUUAUCUUGAAACGCCCUGCCAUAUGGAGGUUAAUCGAUGUUAGAUAUAAUGUGAUGGCUAGUCUUAUAUAUGGUCGUCGUGUACACUUAGUGCAACAAAUCCUUAAUACGAAAGAUUCGGAUUUUUCAAUGCGUUAUCUUCAUACUCCACGACUUUACGAAUGGCCAAGAAAACCAAAAACAAGUGAUUUGGAGAUUGUGAUAAAAUGUUGUGAAGGAAGAAGACAGAAGAGAGAUGUCGAGAUGAUUGGUUUCUUUUUGGAUUACUAUUCUGAUAAUGCAAUGGAUAAUACUGGUUGGAUGUUUACUGUCUCUCGUGCUAUUCCCUUGUUGUUUGAGAAUCGUUUAGAUACGUAUUUAAAAGAUUUGUUUUCUAAGCCUAUAUUUGGAACGAAAGAGAUACAUCUGGAUGAAUCGCAUAUAAAUGCCAAAGAUUUGCCACAGGGUAAAAUAAAGUUCAUAAAAGCGUUCAUCCCAAAAACGGAAUUAAUGCCUAAGACAGAGCCAUCACGAAUACGUAAUAUCAAAGAAUUACAACCAAUUAUGAAAAUUAUUGAUAAAUCAAAGAACAGUUUUACGCAUAAUCAACAAUUGGCAGCAUUACAAAAAGUCAUACCAGGAUUGGAUAGAGGGGAUUCGUCAGCGUUAGUAGCGUUAAGAUUAGUUCCUUUACCGGACUUUACUGUAUUUCCUGAUGGUACAAAAGAUAAAGAUAUAAAUUAUCGUAUGUUACCACUUCAAUUAUUACGUAUGAUGGUAUGGCCACGUGGAUAUACCAUUACAAAGUCGGCAAAAUUAUCUCCAUUCUUAAGAGUAAUAAGAAAAGAUAAGAAUGGCAUGGUAUUUGAUAAUCCUGCAAUGGAAGCUGUAAUAGAUUUUAAAUGGGAAUCUGCGCGCAAUCAUUUUCUGCGUCACGCAUUUUUAUUUUUUUGUUUUGCUGGUUUAUUUUGUGUAUUGACCGGAGCUGUAAGAAACAGUUUUGUAAAAAAGACACUUGUUUCAGCUAAAAAUGCCGAUGAUGAUGUUGCUAUCAUAAUGCCUUUAGCUACAUAUUCUGUUGAGUUGAUAAGAGAAUCUAGAGGCGAUGUACCUAAAAAUCAAUUAAAACAGCUAACGAUUGCUAUUGCAUUUACUGUUUUGGUUCUAUGGAUGGAGUUAUUCUUACUGCUCAGAUAUUUCUCGGGAACAGGAAAUUUUAUUUAUAUAAUUAUUAAUAUUAUGCGGAACGUCUGGCCUUUCAUCGCGUUCAUGGGUAUUGUGGUUUUUGCACACGGACAUGCAAUGUAUUUAUUGCUUCGUAAUCCAGAUGGGAUAGACGUUACUCCGAAUGGAUCAAGUUUUAAUGUCAUGGAUCAAAAUGGAGUAUACCAAAAUUUCACAAUCGAACAAUCCUUUAAUUUAAGCAAUCCCACAGAUAAUUAUUUUUCAAAUUUUGGUCAAUCCGUAGCAGCCGUUUAUUUCUGGAUUAAUGGACGUUGGGAUCAAUUAGAACAAUGGGACUUUUGGCCUGUUGGUCUAUUGAGUUUUAUAGCUAGUGUGUUAUUGGUUAUUGUUAUGCAAAACAUGUUGAUAGCAUUUAUGUCGGGCGUGUUUGAUGAGGCUAAAUCGGACGGUAGAUUAGCGGUGUUGAAAUAUCGAGCCGAAUUAAUUGCUGACUAUGAAACAUUAGAAAAACCAUUUGGAGAUUCAAAAGGAAAUCCACGACAUAUAUUCUAUAUAAGUAAUACCAAUAAGAUCUCCAAAUGGUUAAGAAAGUGUCAAGAAUACUUUAGCAGUGGGGAAUGGGAUAUCACUGGAUUGGAUGUUGAUAGUUACGAACGAAAGAAUAUUGAACGAUUGAAUAGAAGUAGUGGCAUCGAAUUUUAUAGUAGCUGGACAAGCGUUAGCGAUCACAAAGGAUUAAUUUCUGGAAAAAUUUCAAGUGGAUCAACUGAACGUAGAAAUAUUCAAGAUAAGAAAAUGAUCUUUAAAGAUAAUGUAAGGAGGUCAUCUUCUAUUGAUGAUGGUUUGCCUGCAGUUACAAAUUCGCGUGCAAAUGAAGUUUCAUCCAUUAAUGAUGAUGUGAAUACUAUUCAUGGUGAAAUCUUGACAUUAAAAGAUUCUGUGAAAUCUGUUGAAGGUUCUAUUGAUAAUAGACUAAAUUUAUUAGAAGGUAAAUUAGUUGAAAUGAUGGAUUUAUUGAAUAAAUUAGCUACUGCUAAUAAUUUAAAUAGCUCCGGUGAUGCAAGUUCUGGAACUGGAAAUAUAUAA
Molecule: messenger RNA, 4140 nt
Organism: Funneliformis geosporum
Lineage: Eukaryota; Fungi; Glomeromycota; Glomeromycetes; Glomerales; Glomeraceae
Source: the annotation of a GenBank genome assembly